CGCUGUCGCACCAUGUACUACCCUGAUCGCAAUACGGUCAUAUAUUGGAACGCAUAUGCAGCGCAGCACGCAAGACAUGUAAAAAAAAGAUUGCUAAAAGUCUUUGGCUGGUCUGAGUAAAAUCAGGAUUUGCAGCAGAAAAAAAGUCUGACAGUCCUUGAACGGAACCAACUCCCUCACUUCAUCAAGUUUAUCUUGCAAGCCACCACUGUCGACACUUUCAAAUUUGGGGGUCAUCAAAUAUGGAUGAAGCUGACAAAUAUUCCCUCAGUAGCAUCAGUGGAUACAUCACAGAUAACCUGGAUGCCAAGUAUGUCCUGGAUCACCUCAUCGAAGCUGAAGUCCUAGAUCCAGAUGAUGAUGAAGAAAUCAGAGCAGAAAAAACAUCAAGGAAACGAACCGAAAGGCUACUGGAGAUCCUACCAAAUUCUCGCCCAGAUGCUUUAAAACAUUUCAAAAAUGCCUUGCAGAAAGACUACAGACACAUUGUGCAGAAACUCAAUGCUGUCCAAGUGCCUGCUCAGAUAAAAAAGGAAGCCCAGCCUGGUGCAGUGGGACAAAGUAUAGCUGCAGCAUCAACAACAGCUGCAGUGAGAUCGCAAAAGGAUGGAGGUGUUACCACGACAACCAAAACUCAUGCCGGUGUCACGUCCAGGACCACCAACAUCACAGGCAACAACAAUUUCGUAAUAAUUGGGGGUACGAACACAACUAUCAACUACCAUUAGGCACCGGGGUCCACAACAAUGAAGAAUGCAUCUUUUCCUGCCUUUGUCUUGCUCUAGAACAUCCACACAGUUGGUCUGCUGCCUGGCAGACAGUCAUAUUAAGCAAGCUGUUACCAUUGAAAUUGUGUUAAUAAUUGUGUUAACAGAGUGACUGAGUACCCUUUCUGCCAGGCACAUGACAAAAGACAUUGGACAAUCAUUUGGAUCUUUUCAUUUUAGAUCAUUCUUCAUAUUGAGAGUUUUUCCCUUCACAGAAGUACACGUACAUGUAUACAGUUUAGUCACCAGUUGCAUGUAGAUCGUAUUUUUUAGUGACAAGGGAUUUCAAAAUAUCCCUUAUGUCUGUACCAGUCCGAAGUUGUGCAUAUGAUGCAUGUGAUAAGAAUGUUGAAACCACGGUAGUCACUAAACUGUUCUUUGAACAACUUACUUGAUGAAUGAUGCUUUGGAGUACAUGUAAAUACACUUUUUUUUUUAAGAUAUCCUGAGUUGUUGUUGACUCACUGUGCAACUCAAGAGUUAUGCAAGCAGUCCUGUCCAGAUUUAGGGAAAAGGGAAAUCAUGUUGAGUCUAACAUUAGUGUCAAGACACAAUCACCACUGUGCAUGCAUUUCAGGUACUGUCAUAUCAAAUGCUCAAAAAUGGCAGCAUCUAAUUUGCAACGUAUUUGGCAAUUGCCAACAGUUACUCAGAUUUCUGUUUGUGAGUCGCUAACUAGCAUCCAUAUAGGCAUUUUGUUUUAUUAAGAUGUUUUUUCAGAUAUCAGUCUUAGAGUCAAGCCAUGAAAAUAGGGUUGAUCGAUAAUUCAGAGCAGAGGAAACUUUUGGUUUUACUGUUGGGCCCAUCAGGCAGCUGCCUUAAAGUUUUAUUCUGAACAUCUUGAAAUAAAGUUAGGAA
Messenger RNA from Acanthaster planci (crown-of-thorns starfish), 1625 nucleotides. RefSeq lists its product as uncharacterized. Lineage: Eukaryota; Metazoa; Echinodermata; Asteroidea; Valvatida; Acanthasteridae. The record is from RefSeq and is a predicted model, not a curated record. Gene Ontology annotation, biological process: regulation of apoptotic process. Gene Ontology annotation, molecular function: protease binding; death domain binding.